CACAAUUCACAUAUUUCUUCUUUCUUCUUCUUCUUCUCCUCUGUGUAGGAAAGGUUCAAUCAUCUAACGGCUGAGAUGAAGCGAGAAGGCAAGCAACACGGUAUGGUGAGAACCUACCGGAUUCUGCCACCGUCGCUGAAUCCAAGGCCGGAAUCUAAGUUGGUCAACCCUCUGACUUGUCGUCCAACCGCCGGAUUAUUCACCAGAGUGCCAUCGAAACCGACCAAUCACUCCAAGUUCACCGGAAAAUGUGGUCAAGCAAGGUGCCUUGAGUGCCAUAUGCAUCCGAUCACCAAAUCCAAAGUCAAAACUAAAGGCUCUUCCAAGGUGAGAUCGAAUGACGUCACCUACGAGAUGCUGACUUGGCAGGUUGCUUCUGGUGGGUCCAGACCCGGUUUAAAGCUUUCCGGGUUCUCGGCUACUGGAAUCCUUGAUCUUAUGUCUGAUGAUUAUGGUUAUGAUCAUGAUUAUGAAUCUGAUGAAGAAGAACAAGAAGAAGAAUUCAAAGGAAGUGUUGUAGAGGAAGUUGUGAAUAUACAGAGUGAUGAUGAUGAUGAUGAUGAUGAUGGUGAAAAAGGAGAAGAUGGUUCUCAUGAUGAUGAUGAUGAUGAUGAUGGAGUGAUGAGUUAUUGUGAUGUGGGGAUGAUGAUGGUGAUUGAUGAUGUGGAAGAAUUUGAUGAAGAUGGAUGGUGUUUAGUUGAAGAAAUGUUUGCUUAAUUGAUAUCUUUGAUUAUUCCCCCCAAUAAUUGUCUUGCCUUUUGCUUUGUAAA
Molecule: messenger RNA, 770 nt
Organism: Eutrema salsugineum
Lineage: Eukaryota; Viridiplantae; Streptophyta; Magnoliopsida; Brassicales; Brassicaceae
Exons: 1
Coding region: 76-717 (213 amino acids)
Source: RefSeq, a predicted model, not a curated record